This is a messenger RNA of Eptesicus fuscus (big brown bat), 702 nucleotides long. Its product is annotated as NEDD8 ubiquitin like modifier. Gene Ontology annotation, biological process: regulation of proteolysis; protein neddylation; modification-dependent protein catabolic process. Gene Ontology annotation, cellular component: nucleus; cytoplasm. Gene Ontology annotation, molecular function: protein tag activity; ubiquitin protein ligase binding. Lineage: Eukaryota; Metazoa; Chordata; Mammalia; Chiroptera; Vespertilionidae. The record is from RefSeq and is a predicted model, not a curated record.
AAAAUAUUAACUCUAUACAUAGAUUGUCUUAUUGCCAUGUCAUAAGUGAUGAGAACAAUCUAGAGUGACUCCCACCAACAGAGUGCUGGGGAGUGGCAGCAGCCACCACAGCAGUAGAAGCAGCAGUUUAUCUGUGUGCAGACCCAAUAUUGGAGGAAGAUGCUAAUUAAAGUGAAGACGCUGAGCAGAAAGGAGAUUGACAUUGACAUUGAAUCCACAGAUAAGGCAGAACGAAUCAAAGAACAUGUGGAAGAGAAAGAGGGAACCCCCCCACCCCCACAGCAGCAGUGGCUCAUCUGCAGUGGUAAACAGAUGGAUGAUGAGAAGACUCCCUCAGCUGAUUAUAAAGUCCUAGGUGGUUCAGUCUUCAACCUGGUGUUGGCUCUAAGAGGAGGAGGUGGUUUUAGGCAGUGAUAGACCCUCUCUCCAUUUUACCUGCUUACCCUGUCUCGUAAUGAGGCAUCAUAUGUCCUGUCACUCUCUGGGACACCAGAGUCACUGCCCCCUCUCCUGGAUGCCCAGUCUUGUGUGUCUACGGGUAGGAGACUGUGAGGACCCCAGGAUGCAGUGUUCCUGUCCCAAAUGGCCCCUAUUGGCUAUUGGGUUUUAGUUUGCAGUCCUAUGUACUUCCCUCUCUUAUGGCUGUGUCCCUGGUUAUCAAUAAAAUAUUACCUGGAAAAAAAAAAGAACAGUCUAACAAGC